CCCUCUCUACUAGCGUGUUGUACUCUCGCUGUAACGGAAAGAGGCUGAAAUAGCUUUGGUCCCUGUGAAGGCAUUAACUAGAACGUUUGAAUUUGUACGUUUUGGGAUAAGGAAAUAUUGACAAUGAGCGGGCUGUUAGGCGCAGUCAGUAAACAGCUCAAACACCACCCUGCAUUGAUCCCUCUCUUCAUCUUCAUUGGUGGUGGAGCAACAAUGUCCAUGAUGUACCUGGCACGUCUUGCCCUGCGCAGUCCUGACGUCUCGUGGGAUCGCAAGAACAACCCUGAGCCAUGGAGCAGAUUGGGCCCCAAUGACCGGUACAAGAUGUUUGCUGUGAACAUGGACUACGACAAGCUGAAGAAGGACAGGCCCGACUACUAGAGCCACCUCUCUGCUCAGGCACCAAUGAGUCAUGGCACUGGGGAAGCCAUUCCACACAGUUAACAGAAAAUUAUGAAUGAAACCACUGAACAAAAUAUCAGAAGCAAACCGCACAGUUGAAUCUCCUCCUAUUUUAGAUUGUAAUGGAAGAUAAUCUGUACCUGAUCGGUUAUCACUUGUCACUUUUAAUUAUUUAUGGUUGUCUGCAAAAAUCAAAUAAAGCAGGCAACCACCAGUACCAAAAUGUGGAUGUUGUUUUUUUUUUUUGUUGUGUAAUGAUUAUUGCCAUUUAAUGGCAACUGAAACUUUUAAUUUGUUGUAAAUAUUGUUCACCUAAUCCGAUAAAGCUGUUUAACUGUGUAA
Messenger RNA from Anguilla rostrata (American eel), 744 nucleotides. It is a transcript of the gene coxfa4a, whose product is annotated as NDUFA4 mitochondrial complex associated a. Lineage: Eukaryota; Metazoa; Chordata; Actinopteri; Anguilliformes; Anguillidae. Bases 124 to 381 code for a protein of 85 amino acids. The record is from RefSeq and is a predicted model, not a curated record. The transcript has 4 exons.